Erythranthe guttata (spotted monkey flower) is the source of this 812-nucleotide messenger RNA. The record is from RefSeq and is a predicted model, not a curated record. Lineage: Eukaryota; Viridiplantae; Streptophyta; Magnoliopsida; Lamiales; Phrymaceae.
GUGAAAUACUUGAAAGUAUUUAAAUUUGGAUAUAUUUUGAGUAGUUGUAAUAAAAUAUGAGAUAGAGAAAAUGGCUAUCCUCUUCAACUGCCAAUCCUUCACAACCAAACCUCAAAUCCUGUCUUCAUCUGCUCUCCCAAAUGACGACUCUCCGAAUCCCAUUCUUAAGCCUAAUAAUAAUAAUAAUAAUAAUAAUAAUAAACUUCCGAAAACAAAUUACGUAAAACUUCAAUCCAAGCUGAAGCAGCCAAAGCAGCAGCAGCCGCCUUCUGUUUUGGAAAUCGAACGGGCAAUCGGUGCCGGCAUUUUUCGAGACCGGGACAAUUACGGUGAAGAGAAAGAAGAAACGAAGACGAGUUUGUUCGACAAUUUGCUGAGUAAUUCAGUUGGUAAAAGUGAAGGGUCUGUGGAGAAACAGUUGAGGGAAACUGGUGAAUGGCUUGUUUAUCAAACUGAGAAUACUACUCGCUCUGCUGGAAAGCAAAUUCUGGUGAGUAUGUUUGUGUGGGUUAUACCAAUGUGGAUAUUUUCGUUUCUCGUAGCAACUGGUGUAAUCCCUCUCCCGUUCGACGCUCCGUUUCUCAAGGAUCUAUUUUUAUGAAGAACAUGGUACAUAUAUGCAGAGAUGCAGUUUCAAUAAAUUUAAUUUCCAACCUCACACUUGUUUGUUUUUAUGUUACUUAUAAGAAUUGCUAUUCUUACCUUUCAGUCUUUCUAGCAUAAUUUCCAUGACUUAGCGCUAUUUUACGGUCCACCGAUAAUGGCAGAAAUCGGAUGAAUUUAGUUGAAAUUAGCAUUUUCCAAAAACAAAA